Messenger RNA from Frieseomelitta varia, 1732 nucleotides. RefSeq lists its product as uncharacterized. The transcript has 10 exons. The coding region runs from base 157 to 1620 and encodes 487 amino acids. The record is from RefSeq and is a predicted model, not a curated record. NCBI's taxonomy places the organism in Eukaryota, Metazoa, Arthropoda, Insecta, Hymenoptera, Apidae.
UUUUAUUCAGUUUAUAUCCGUCCUUCUCUCGUAGAAAGCAAACGGACGUAUCUGUCGUUUACAGAUCUUUCAACUGAAAAUACGCUUUGUAUUAUCUUUUAAAACUUUGAAAUACAUCUUGCCAUCGUUUUAACCAAGAUUUUCCGAGGAGGCAGCAUGUUGCAAGAACAUUUUCUGACAGUUUUGUUGGGCACAGUGCUGUCGAUGACGCUGUCCUGCUCUGGAGUUGAUCCUGAACGCUCGGGAAACAUUCCAGCCACUUGGAACGUAGUCCCAUCAUUGGAAACCGUGCAGAAAGUUACGGCGGAUCACGUUUCCAGUCCGAAAACGGAAGUGACCGGUAUCGACAAAGGUUUGCAAAUCUCAGACACAAAAGUGUCGACAAAGAUCGUCGAACGAACGAGCCUCGCGGAAGCACCGCGCGAGAGAAGAUUCGAUUUUACGAUGGAGAAUAUUGGGAAUGAUGCUCGAUUCCCGAAAAUCAAGGACGCCGAUUUUGUAAAAGAAAUGACUAUCGAAACUGUCAGUCCUCUUCCGAAAAAUGUCAUUCUGAUCAUCGCUGAAUCGGGCCAAAAUCACGAGGAUUUCUGGAAGAAUUUCAAGACUUCGCACGUGUUCUCUGUUGAAGGAAUGCUUCAGAGUUGUAACAGUGGCCAGGAAGACAAGGCAAGAUUUUCCUUGAACGACGGGCUAAUCUCUGGCAAUAGGGACAAGAAACACGAUUGCGAGCAUCUUCUACGUUCAAACAUUGCAUCGCUGUUACUUUGGACUCGAGAUGUUAAGGGAAUGACUACAGGAACAUUAUCGAACGCGAAUUUCACCAUUCCAUCGCUGUUUGGGUUUGAAGAGUCAGUAGGACUUUCGAGAGAGUUCGAUGAAAUUGACGAGAAAAAUGUGAAACCGGAAGUUCGUAAAGUCAGGCCGGAGGCUCGCAGCGACUGGCACGUUAUCGACUUAGGGAAACCGACUAAUCGCGUUUCCUCCUUGAUGGCCGCACAAAAUACUCGAGAAGACGAUGAAGCUGCGUGGAACGUGUUCGAUAUGUUCUCGAAAAUAAGGCUGGUUCUGUUUCGAUCGUUGCUGGAAUCUCUCGGUAGAAGCGUCGCUUCCUCGGAGGAUGCUACUCCUUCGCGGAAAUCGCAUCUUCUUCGAUCCAAUUUGCUGGACAUGCUCGAGGAACUGACGUCCGUUGAAAACGAGAAAGGUUUCGUAUUGGUCGCUUCGGUCCUUGCCAGCGAACUCGAUUCCCCUUUGGAGUUUCUACAGCGCGAAGCAUCGCAGGAUACGCUUCUCGUGGUGAUUGAAACUUGUCCACACGAUGGCAAACCCGUGCCAUUCUUCGCCCAAGGUCCUUCCGCCAAAGUGCUUCGCGAAGCAACGACAAUUUGGGACGUUCCAACUGCCAUUAGACACAUCAUUGCUAGCUGGUGUCAGGACCCGAGCUGCAGAAAUCGCCGACGCGACGUUAUUUCAUCGCCGAUUACUCCGUUGAAGAUCAUCCCACGUAACGUGGCCGUAUUGAGAAGAACGUCUCGGGACACUGCUAGAAAAUCGGAUGACGGCAACAAGACUGAUACUCCAAAUAUUAAGAACGAGAUUGUUAAAGAUGUGUCGACUUGAAUGCUAAGGAAGAGACGAAACAAAGCAAGGAACCACGAAAUUCAAGUACGAAUUCAGCAAAUCUUGCAGAGAAAUUCACCACGAUCUUUGGCAUUGUCGUCUCAAUGAUUGG